This is a messenger RNA of Physella acuta, 1174 nucleotides long. RefSeq lists its product as uncharacterized. The record is from RefSeq and is a predicted model, not a curated record. Lineage: Eukaryota; Metazoa; Mollusca; Gastropoda; Physidae.
AAUUUCCCCAGCGAGCUCACUCUGUGUUUGCACGCCACACCAAUCAGGUUGCUAACAAGUGUCUGUGUAUCAUUCAAAGUUAUCGGCACCAAAAGUGUAACUACUGGAAUCUUCCUUCGUUAGCAUCUAACUACAAGAAUGUUUAAAGGAGUAGCUCUGACGAUGAUGAAGCUGGCAGUUGUGUCACUGGUUGCGACAUACCUUACACCUGGCAGCUGUCAAAUCCCGUGUGAAUACACACCUCAUUUUUACUUAAAUAACGACACAUGUCCACCAAAAGCCGUCUGCGCUGACUUAACGGGCUGGAUCCGUGAGAGCCCAAAUGGAUCACCGUGCGAGGUCACGACCACCAUAAACUGCUGGUGUAACCGGCACACCCCUUGUCCAAUAGACGAUCGGCAUAUUUUCUACGUCUCUAAUCGCUUCACACAAUAUACCUGUGAACCCAAAUGUUCGUUCCCGUGGUGUGACGACAUUCAACCCGCUCCAAUUGCUGUAUCGCGCGAAAUGAAUUCGCCGGAAUUUGGAGGCAACGACUUUAGCAGAAUUGAAUGUAGAUGUCAAAGACACCACAAAAUCAGUGUGUUGAACAGACUAUAUGGGUAUGCGACCUUAUUUAGACGCAACUGGUCGAAUGCAACUCACUCCUCACAACUUUUUGUUUGCAACCCAGAGCUUCAGAAACCUAAUAGAGCUGACCCAUGUUUGCCUAUAAAUCAGAGUGGUUAAGUCACGUACAGUACAGCGACAAGAGUAAUGGACAACCUGAAAUACCGGGAAAGAAGGGCACAUACAUUACACAACACGAAAUGGUUUACUUGGAAGUUUUUUAGUCAGUCUUUAAGCAUUUCUUAAGCUUAUUUUAACUGCAAAUGCUGCUUCUAGUUUAGACCAAUUAAAUCUGUGUUAGGAUAUUUAAAUGACAACUUAUUUGAAAUUUGAUUUGGGAGAAAAUUCAUUUGUUAUCUGCCAUUUUCAAGCUAAACAUAUUAAUUUACUACAUUUACAAGAUAUUGAAAAUACUUUUAAGUUUUGGUUUUAAAAUAAUAAGUACUAGUAAUGUGUGCAUGUAUAAAUAAAAAACUAGAAAUCAAUCAAAUCCAAGAUUCGAUGGACUAGAAUAUGUUUCCAAACUCUUGUAGCUGUGCUGAUCAUGAAUAAAAUUAAGAAACUG